AUGAAAAGAUUUUUAGAAAGCGAAAGCACAAAUACUAAAAAACAGAAAACACAGGCGAAUCGUAAAUAUGACGAUAGUUACUUACAAUUUGGAUUCGUUGUAAAAUUUGGUUCUGAAAAUUCUACUCCGUUACCUCAAUGUGUAAUUUGUCAAGAAACACUUUCAAAUCAAAGCAUGAAGCCAUCGCUACUUAAGCGCCACCAAUUAUCGAAGCAUCCAGAAACAGAAAAUAAUCCCAUUGAAUUUUUUCAGAGAAAAUUAACUGCAUUCCGAAAGGAAUCGAAAUGCAUGUCUAGUUUUACAAACUUUAAUGAAAAUAUCGUUAAAGCAUCUUAUUUAGCGAGUUUAAUUAUUGCUAAAAAUGGAAAACCACACACAAUUGGGGAAACACUAGUGUUGCCAGCAGCAAAAGAAAUCGUGCGAUGUGUUCUUGGAGACAAGGCUGCAAAAGAGAUUGAAAAAGUGUCACUUUCAAACGAUACUGUCAAAAGAAGAAUUGAUGACAUGUCGUCAAAUAUAAAAAAUAAAUUAUUGCUUUAUUUGAAAGAUUGUAAUUUCUUUGCUCUACAAAUUGAUGAGAGUACUGAUAUUACUAACAUGGCUCAAUUAAUGGUAUUUAUACGUUUUGAUCGCAAUGAUGAAAUUAUUGAAGAGUUUUUGUUUUGUAAGCCUUUACAAACCCACACAACAUCUGAAAUUAUUUUUACCACCAUUAAUGAAUAUUUGAUUGAAAUAAAUCUGCCGUGGAGUAAAUGUGUGGGUUUUUGUUCUGAUGGAGCAAGGGCAAUGACUGGAAGGCUGAGCGGAGUUGCAACAAGAAUAAAAAAAGUUGCCCCAUUAUGUAAAACUAUGCAUUGCAUGAUUCACCGGCAAGCAUUAGCAUCUAAAAACAUGCCUAAAAGUUUAAAAUUAGUUCUUGAUAGUGCUGUAAAAAUCGUAAAUCUAAUCAAAGCCAGACCUCUCAAUUCAAGACUAUUCACAGUAUUAUGUAAUGAAAUGGGCAGUACUCAUAAAUCCCUUCUUCUCCACACAGAGGUAAGGUGGCUUUCACGAGGAAAAGUCCUCACCAGGCUAUUCGAGCUAAGGUCAGAAAUUUUAUUACUUCUGACUGAUAUUGAUGAAGAAAAGUCCAAAUUGUUUUGUGAUGACGAAUGGCUGUCAAGACUAGCUUACAUGGCUGACAUAUUUGAUCGUUUAAAUAUUUUAAAUUUAAGUCUGCAAGGUUCAAACACAAACAUGUUUUAUGCUAGUGAUAAAGUUAAUGCAUUUGUGAGAAAAUUGGAUUUAUUUAUUUCUCAAGUAUCUAAGAAUGAUCUUUCAGCAUUCGAGACACUAAACACAUUUUGGAAAAAUAACGAAAUUCAGCCAAAUUCAAAUAUAAUUACAGACAUUUCGGAACACCUGCAAUUACUAAAAUCCAAUAUUUUACAAUAUUUUCCAGAGGAUAACUCAGAAAUGAAAUGGAUCAUAAACCCUUUCGAAGAUGAUUAUAUUAAAAACAUUCCAGAAGGUAUUUUGGCAAAAGAAUUAUUUAUUGACUUAACCAGUGACUCUACCCUAAAAACCGCUUUCAAAACCAAAAAUAUCACUAAUUUUUGGCUGGACGUGAAACAAGAAUACUCGGCAUUGUCCACACAAGCUUUACAAAGUAGAUUAAACGUAGAAAAUAAUUUAAGACUUCAAGUUAGCAAUUUGGAGCCCGAUAUUGACGUCAUUGUCCGUUCAAAACAACAGCAAUCGUCUCAUUGA
Molecule: messenger RNA, 1749 nt
Organism: Melanaphis sacchari
Lineage: Eukaryota; Metazoa; Arthropoda; Insecta; Hemiptera; Aphididae
Product: zinc finger BED domain-containing protein 5-like
Exons: 2
Coding region: 1-1749 (582 amino acids)
Source: RefSeq, a predicted model, not a curated record